Brassica rapa (field mustard) is the source of this 3333-nucleotide messenger RNA. RefSeq names its product probable glutamate dehydrogenase 3. NCBI's taxonomy places the organism in Eukaryota, Viridiplantae, Streptophyta, Magnoliopsida, Brassicales, Brassicaceae. Gene Ontology annotation, cellular component: mitochondrion. Gene Ontology annotation, biological process: L-glutamate catabolic process. Gene Ontology annotation, molecular function: L-glutamate dehydrogenase (NAD+) activity. The record is from RefSeq and is a predicted model, not a curated record.
GUUUUAGGAAUUGGUGGUUUUUUUGAUUACAUGUACUAUAAAUUAGACUAUAGUUCUUGGAUACAUGUACUCCAACAUACGCGUUAUUUUGGUAGAAAAUAAAAUUUCAAAUCAAGACGUCACCACUAGAGACAAUCCAAUUUUAUGUCCUUAACACAUAUAAACAUAUUCAUUCGCCGAUAAUCAUUUUACUUUUUGUAUUUCAUUAUUUUACUAAGAUACAAGUAAAGGCAAAACUUUUUAAUUAUUUUCAGUCUUUGCCUUACACUAGACCCAAUUAAGAUAACAACAUCCAAUAUCAAUUGGACAAAACAAACUCUCUAAGCUUGAAAGACUACUAAAUAAUAUUAUUAAAACAACGAGAGACUAAAAUUGAACAUGCUCAUUAGGCUUAACCGACUUCAUUAAGUUUCUUUUCGGUUAGUAUGUAAAUCAAGUUACAAGUGAGUUAUGCAGAUCUAGGGAAUAGAAAAGCCAUUCUCGUUACCAAUUUAACAAAAGAACCAUGACAUUUUAGCCACCUAAACCGAAAUUGUUUGGGUUAUCAUAUUUUUUAUUUUGUUCGACCAAAGAGGUUGGCUCAAAUUUAGAAACACUAGGUUACGGUCAAUGUUCUAACCAAAUUUAAUAUCUUCUUUAGGAAAGUGAAAGAGAAAGAAAAUCUUGGUGGAAAUCCACAGAAAAUUCAAUUAAAUUAGUGGAUGCAUAAAUCAUGGGGGAAUCUCUUUUCCAAAAGAUUCUUUGAUGGUGGAAUCUUGUAAUUCUUUAUGUUUCUUGAUUUGUUGCAUCCUCUCGUGUCCUCCUCUAAUCCUCUAAAGAUUCUGAUUCGAGAAUUUUAAAAGAAUAUUUACAAUAAAGACUGAAUAUUAGAUGUAAGAAAUGUAUACGUUUUUUGUGCCACUAACUAAUUAGUGUAUACGUUCUUUUGUCACAACUCCAAAAGUGUAUACGCUAUUUAAAUGUAGGGACUAAUAGAAUGAAAUAAGUUAAUAACACGAAAAGAUCUCAUGACAUGCAAUAUUCAUUGCGGUCUGAAUAUCAAAAAUAUAUAAAUGAUUGCAAGAAAUAUAUACCAGAAGCCAAGAAAAUGAUGAAUUAUCACAUUAAUAUCUUAAGAUAUGAUCUCUCUACGACACGACAAUAAUUGUUAUGCAUGAAGUAGAAUUCAUGGUCUAAUGCAUGAUCAAUGCUCCGUAUAUAUUAUUUAGGUGGACCCUUAGCUAGACCAUCACAUUCAUGAUUCUUACAAAAUAAUUAAAAUUUGAUAAAUCAUAGGGCAGGUUAAAAAGUGAGUCUAAAAUUACUAUAAAUCAAAUUCAAGUAGGAAUGUGGAAAUACUUUACAUUGCUUUCAAGAAGAAGGUACAUAUAUAUUUGAUAUUAAUAUGGUCAUUAUUUUUGGUUUUUCAUUAAUAAUAGUGUAGUCAUUGUUUAAGUUGAAUUGAUCUUUUAACUGUCUCUUCACUUUUUCUAUUUUUAUUGUGUUCUUUAGAGAAUGAAAAAAGAAAAUUGUUCUGCUCAGCUCAUCUUCGGAUUUGGUUCAAAAUCGUUGGGUUAAAUUAAUUUUCCAUUUUUUUUUUAUUUAAAGUUUAAACACAUGAAAUACAUGUGCAAUAUCUAAAAAACUGUUACAUGUUUUGUAACUUAAUGUGAAAAAGCUUUACUAAGCAAAGACCUACUAGGAUACUAUGACCACUCAAAAUCAGGAUCAAUUAUGGGUAUCAUAUUAUUUGGUUAUCCAUUUACCUUAUAUAAACUCAUUUAUUUGCCACCAAAAGAAAUAUCAUUUAUAGUUUUCUUCUUCUAAUUUAUGAAGCACUCAAACACAUAUACACACAUAAACACAAGGUGUAUACGUCUCUCUCUCUAUACAUAUAAACGCACUUGCAAUAUCAAGAAUCACAUUUUCCAAUAGCUUUCUUAUCAAAGUCUCUCAUAGAGUAAACCCAAAAAUCAAAAACACCAUGAACGCUUUAGCAGCAACCAACAGAAACUUCAAGCUAGCUUCUAGGCUUCUUGGUUUGGACUCAAAGCUUGAGAAAAGUCUUCUCAUUCCCUUCAGAGAAAUCAAGGUGGAAUGUACCAUACCGAAAGACGAUGGAACUCUUGCAUCAUUCAUUGGAUUCAGAGUCCAACAUGACAACGCAAGAGGUCCCAUGAAAGGUGGCAUCAGAUAUCAUCCAGAGGUGGAACCGGAUGAAGUAAACGCUUUGGCACAACUCAUGACAUGGAAAACCGCAGUGGCUAAGAUACCUUACGGUGGAGCCAAAGGAGGCAUUGGUUGUGACCCGAGCGAGCUAAGCAUCUCAGAGCUUGAACGUUUGACUCGUGUUUUCACACAGAAGAUCCAUGAUCUCAUUGGGAUUCAUACCGAUGUUCCAGCUCCUGAUAUGGGAACCGGUCCUCAGACAAUGGCGUGGAUUCUUGAUGAAUACUCGAAGUUCCACGGACACUCUCCUGCUGUUGUGACAGGAAAACCCAUUGAUCUUGGUGGAUCUUUGGGGAGAGAUGCUGCUACAGGAAGAGGAGUGUUGUUUGCAACAGAAGCUCUACUCAAUGAACAUGGAAAGAGCAUAUCUGGACAGAGAUUCGUCAUCCAGGGUUUUGGAAAUGUGGGUUCUUGGGCGGCUAAGUUGAUAAAUGAAAAAGGUGGGAAGAUUGUGGCGGUGAGCGAUGUCACAGGAGCAAUCAAGAACAAGAACGGUAUCGAUAUCUCUGGCUUGCUCGAGCAUACCGAAGAAAACAGAGGAAUCAAAGGGUUUGAUGGUGCUGAUUCCAUCGAUCCUGAUUCAGUUCUUGUUGAAGAUUGUGAUGUUCUUGUCCCUGCAGCUUUAGGAGGCGUCAUCAACAGGGAGAAUGCAAAUGAGAUUAAAGCAAAGUUCAUCAUAGAAGGUGCUAAUCAUCCAACUGAUCCUGAGGCUGACGAGAUACUGAGGAAGAAAGGUGUUGUGAUCCUCCCAGAUAUAUACGCAAACUCGGGAGGAGUUACUGUAAGUUACUUCGAGUGGGUGCAGAACAUACAAGGAUUCAUGUGGGAAGAAGAAAAGGUGAACAAGGAGCUACAAAACUACAUGACUCGCGGCUUCAAAGAUUUAAAAGAGAUGUGUAAGACACAUUCAUGUGAUCUCCGUAUGGGAGCUUUCACCCUUGGUGUCAACCGUGUGGCUCAAGCUACCGUUAUCAGAGGUUGGGGAUCUUGAAAUACUCAUAUGCAAGUUCAAUGAUAAUAACUCAUAUAAUCCUUUUGUUUCAUGCAAGUUCAUUCAGUUUCACAGUAAUAAAAUUGCAAUGUAAUCUUUAAAUUUUUUCAUCAAUAGAAGCUAAUUAAAGCAAA